AUGCCUCCAGAUGGCACCUCAUUUACGGCCCUAAACCUCCCACCAACAUUCUCUCUUCCCCAGUGCAUGGAAUACUUCACCUUGACAGCGGGCCCGAAUACCGAUCUAUGGCGCAAACCACCAAACGGCGAUACAUCAACCGCCCCGAUAGUCUUCACCUCACUCCGCCACCCAUUCGUUGUAGCUGAGGUGACCGUGAGCGCAGACUGGGAAAUGGAAUGGGAUCAAGGAGGCCUAGUGAUUUUCGCCGGAGCUGCACCGCAAUCUUUCUCCUCAGAUGCAACCCCGGUACUAGCCGCGACUACGAACAGUGGCCGCGUUGGCAUAGGCGCCACCCAACCGCCCUGCAAGUGGGUCAAAGCCGGCAUGGAAUUCUCCUCGGGGACCGUCAAUGCUUCGUCCGUCAGUGCGACGGCAGACGGGGCAGAUUGGUGUCUUUCACCGCUACUCCAUUCACCGCAGGGACCUCCGCCUAGUUCGCUGCGCAUUAAGUUAGAGCGGGUUGGGUAUGCGCUGUGGAUCUGGUAUCAGGUUCCUUCAAUGUCGCCGUAUGCUUUAUCGCCUGGUGCGGUAGGCAGUACAUGGAAGAAGCUGCGGGAAGUGACGUGGUUUUUUUACGGCGUUGAGGAUAAGUUCGUGCAUGUCGGGGUUUAUGCUAGUCGGCCGACGAGUAUUGGACGUGGGCAGACUAUGUGGGAUGCUAUGCAUGGGAUGACUUUGGAUAAUUCGUCGUCGUCUGGACCGGCUGAUGGUUUAGUUGUGGAGUUUGAAGAUUUGGAGAUCUUCUAG
Messenger RNA from Penicillium pulvis, 789 nucleotides. RefSeq lists its product as uncharacterized. Bases 1 to 789 code for a protein of 262 amino acids. The transcript has a single exon. The record is from RefSeq and is a predicted model, not a curated record. NCBI's taxonomy places the organism in Eukaryota, Fungi, Ascomycota, Eurotiomycetes, Eurotiales, Aspergillaceae.